UUCAAACGAAUCAUCUUUUCCCCUACAAACAACCAUGGGUAUGUAAGAUGCUAAUUUCGCAACCUCAACCUUAGUCGUGAGGAGAAUAAAAUCUACCAACAAACGCAAAAAAAAAAGAGAAGAAGUUCGAAAUGCAUAUAAGCUUGCGUACCUAAGGAGUGCAGUGCAGUUUUUAAGGUAGCCAGCUGCCAAAACACCACAGACCAUGUCAAGUUUUCCGACAAUGAAGAUGAACAGUAGGUUUAGAGGCGAUGUUGACGAUAUGUACAAUGUCCACGGUCACGCUGGUAAUCAUUGUCAUGAGGCAAUUUUAAAAGGCCUAGGAAGAAUAAUUAAUUCAAGAUCAGGCAACAAACCAGUGCAACCAGUCGCCAUAGCAGACUUCGGAACUGCGGAUGGACGCGCUUCACGUUCCCUCAUCAAUGAAAUGAUUGAUGAAAUUCAAACAGGCCUUGGCAAGAAUCAGCCCAUUGUCGUGUACUAUAAUGAUCAGCCGAAGAAUGACUUUAACCUUCUGAGCAAAACUAUCCAAGGUUGUACAAAGUAA
Messenger RNA from Pecten maximus, 547 nucleotides. RefSeq names its product probable S-adenosylmethionine-dependent methyltransferase At5g37990. The record is from RefSeq and is a predicted model, not a curated record. The coding region runs from base 206 to 547 and encodes 113 amino acids. Lineage: Eukaryota; Metazoa; Mollusca; Bivalvia; Pectinida; Pectinidae. Gene Ontology annotation, molecular function: methyltransferase activity. The transcript has 4 exons.